Messenger RNA from Poecilia reticulata (guppy), 4788 nucleotides. RefSeq lists its product as uncharacterized. Gene Ontology annotation, cellular component: nucleus; cytoplasm. Gene Ontology annotation, biological process: negative regulation of protein ubiquitination; negative regulation of proteasomal ubiquitin-dependent protein catabolic process; negative regulation of protein K48-linked deubiquitination. NCBI's taxonomy places the organism in Eukaryota, Metazoa, Chordata, Actinopteri, Cyprinodontiformes, Poeciliidae. Gene Ontology annotation, molecular function: K48-linked polyubiquitin modification-dependent protein binding. The record is from RefSeq and is a predicted model, not a curated record.
AAUGUGAAAGCUAGGAGGGGAGGAGAAGAGGAGGAGAGGUCAGCGCGACUAGCAGUGCAGAUUGCUCACCAAACAGAAGCAGGGAGUCAAUAAAGUUGAUCAUAACCGCCAGUUUCACUUUGAUACUGGUGCAGCAACCGUGAAAUAACGAGAUGAGCUCAACUUCUUCCCCGACGAUCGGGGAGUUCUUCCUCAUCCUCAGUGAAAUGGGUUUCACAGAACAACAGAUCCAGGCGGCUGUGCAGGCGGGACAUCUUUCUGUGACAGAAGCCGCUGAAUGGCUCUUACAGGGUCAGUAUCCACGCCAUACGUUGGUCAAGCAGACAUCCAAGUCGUCUGAGACCGCACUCUCUGCUUUUAACCCACCCAAAGACGCAGCGAGCAGCUCCAAGCAACCUGCUUCUCCUGGUGACAGCAGGGCAGGUUCCUCUCUAGUCCUAAAGCUCUCCGAGUCGACCUCCCAGUCUCCUGAUCCUCCUCCAGUUGAGUCGCGGAUCAAACAAGACAAGAGCGACUUCGAGGAGAAAGAAAGACAACGUGUGGCUCAGAAAGUCCUGGCCGAGAAGAAGCAAAAGAAGCAGGAGCGCGAGAUGGUGUUAAAGCGGAUAGCUGAGGAUCGAAAAACCUUGCAGGAGAAAAGCCACGGCGGCUCUGGUGCAGACGCGGCUCCUCCCAGCAGCGAAGGCCAGAAACUGGGAGGAAAGGUCCAGACUAAUGUUGACAACAACUGUAUCCUCAUGAUCCGGCUUCCCUCCGGUGAAUCCAUGCGUGAGCGUUUCUCCGCCGACGCGCCGCUGCGCAGCGUGGUGGAGCACAUCAGCGGCCGCCACCCUUCCCUGUCCCCCUUUUCCCUCCUCCAAGGUUUCCCCAGAAAGCGCUUCGGCGAGGCGGAGCUGGCGUGUUCGCUGCACUCUCUGGGCCUCACUCCGAAUGCCGCUCUCUGCAUUCAGACCACGCCGCCAGAAACGCCUCAGGACCCGCCGAGCCCGGCAGACCCGCCGCCAGCGCCUCUCAAUGAGCCGCUUCCGUGUAUUUUCCCACCGCCGCUGCCUCAUGUUCCCGUUCCAGAGGAGGCAGAGAGGCUGAAUCCAGCGGCUGGUCACCGGCUCCCGGACGAUCUGUGGGAGGAGGCUGUGAAUUAUGCAGGGAUACCGAGAGCCAGUCCUCCCGUCUCUGGACCUUCACAUUUCUGGGGGCGAGGCCAGCGACUGGUUCCUGGUGACCUGGAGGAUCCUGGACUGGAAGCAGAUGAGGGACCGGAAGCAGAGGAAGAACCACCACAAAUUCCCAACGGAAUGCCGAGGCUGCCUUUCUUCCCGGAGAACAGGGUGCGAGCAGGAUUUGAACCCCGACACUUCUGGCCGGACCAGGGCAAUCGCCUCAGAGACGCUCCAGAGGAGGACCCAGCUGACCCCGAGGAGGCAGAGGGUCCAGUGGCGCAUGUAGCUGCAGGUCAGGCUGCGGUGGAGCGACUUCAGAGGGCUGCUCUGCAGGAGGACCACAGCGCCUCUCAGGGACAGCCCACUCCACCUAAAAGACCCUUCAGGACACCAAACGUGCCAUCCUUAUGUGCCUUGGCCAUCCGUGCAACUGUCCACCUCAUGACAGCUCCCAGCAUGCAGUACAGCAGCAGCCUGGCGGGCUUGACCCCGGAGCUGGCGGAGCUGCUGCUCAGCCACAUGUCCAGAGAGAGGCUGCUCCGCCCGCGCACCCUGGAGCUCUUCUUCGGCUGCCAGUUGCAGAAAUUAGUCCUGAACUGCUACCCUUACUCCACCAACGAGCUCCUGCGGCAGCUGCGAGCCUUCACGACGCUGAAGCACCUCAGUCUGGUCAACUCGCCUCUCAUCACAGAUUCUGGUCUGUCGGUCCUCCCCAGUCUGGUCAAGCUCCAGUCACUCAACCUGGCGUCCUGCAGCAAACUGACCGACUCCUGUCUCCAGUACAUCACAGGCUUGAAGAGCCUGUGUGUCCUGUCCCUGGAUCAGACCAAAGUGACAGAUGCUGGGAUGGUUCAGUACCUCCAGUCGGCUCCUUCCUGUCUCUCUCAGCUCAGCCUGAACCAGACAGAAGUGACCGAAGCCACCCUGGCUGCGCUCCCCACCUGCGUGCCACAGCUUCGACUCCUCAGCAUCAAGCAGACGAAGGUUAAAGAUAUUUCAGCUCUAGCAGGGAUGUCCAGUUUGCAGACUUUGAAUCUGAAUGGGACGGGUGUGACGGAGGAAUCUCUGGAGAGCAUCUCCACCCACCCAACUCUGUCUUCUCUGAGUUUAGGAGGAAUCUCUGUGAAAGAUGGGAAUCAUGCCCUCAAGAUUAUCUCAGGUCUGAAGUUGACUCACCUCACGCUUCCUGGACGCCACACUGUGACCGACGGGGGGCUGGCGUUCCUCUGCCGGCUGACUCUGCUGUCAGAGCUGGACCUGAAGGAUUACACACAGGUCACAGACCAAGGAGUCAGCCAGUUAGCUGCCAUGACCAGGUUGAAGAAGCUGUCUCUGAGCAACACGCAGGUGACGGACGCAGGGCUUCCCUCUCUGCGUGGCCUGCAGGAGCUGCAGGAACUUUGUUUGGACCGAACGGCGGUGACGAGCCGAGGAGUGGCCGAACUCAUCACCUGUCUGCCUCAGCUUCAGGUUUUGGGGUUAGCCAGCACGCAUGUGGGGGACUCGGUAGUGCGGAGGGGUCUGAUCCACUGUCAGCAGCUGGUUAAGAUCAACCUCAGCCACACACGGAUCACGGACCAAGGUCUGAAGCACCUGAAAGACAUGCGUCUGGCUCAGGUCAACCUGGACGGUACCGGGGUCAGUCUGAUGGGCAUCGCCAACCUCCUCUCGCUGACCAACAUCGGCAGCGUCCGGGCCACCAACACUCGCACUAUUCCACUGGACGUCGUCUCAGACGAGGACUGAGGACGCCUGUGCUUGGACGAAACGAACACUGACGAACCUGAGCACGGCUGCCUGCUGCUGGCCUCGGCACCAUGCUGCCACCCGGACCAACUGGAAACGGCAUUGAGUAAAAACACUCCUCCAACUUGCACUGUCUCAACUCCAGCUAGUGCCGCUAAUCUGACAAUCGCUGAAACCUUAAAGGGACAGUGCAGGGUUUACAGAGAAGUUCUGGUUCUGAGCAGCAAAUAAUGGUCCUGGUGUUUUUAUUUGGUCCAAAUCCAGACCAGUUGAUCCCGGAAGCUGAAGGUAACUGCUCUUCUGGAGCUCUGAAACCUUAAAGUUGUUUUUGUGCUUUUGGGUAUAAAGACAAGAAUAAAAGUUAGUUUUAGCAGUUCUUUUUAUUUUAUAGAAGUUUAUGCAGUCGCUCUUUUAUGAGCUUCAGAUUUUCACUGGAUGGUUAUCAUGGGAAAUUAAGGUCGGAGGCGGUGCGCUACUAAUAAUCUUCCUGUGUGAAACACGUACCAGGGUUUCUACCCAGUUUGGAGAAUUAUGGCAUUUUCCAGAAAAUUAAGGGCAUUAAAAAUAUUAUUUUCAGACUUCAUCACAUUGUUUUUAUGGCCUUCCUUUUAUAUAUUUUUGCCCUAUUUCCUAUUUUCCGUUCUUCCAUCUCUACCUUUCGACCUUUGUUAUGUCCUUCCGUUCUGAUUAUUUUUUCAAAUUCUAUAUUUAAUUCUAGAAAUUUCAGCCUAAACUUAAUUAACUUUAUACUUUAAAAAGAACAUAAAAAUCCCUGAACUCAGAAAGGUGUGUAGAUGUUUCAUACAGGAAGCUAAUCGGAGAUGUACCGCCUCCUACCUUUUGCCUAAAUAAGCAACCAAAUUAAAAGGUUCCAACUGAUCUGGAUUUUAACUAAAUCAAGACAAGUUAUUUUUUUUCUUUUCAGAUAUUGCGUAUAUAUGUAAGCUUUAAAGAAAAAAAAAAGCAGAACCUCAGUCAAAAACUCUGAACUUUUCCUUCUGCUUAAUUAAUCGGUUUAGGAAGUUUACACUCAGCAUAUAGUUACUGAUUAUUUACACUCUGCAGCAUAAAGUCUUAAGACUUGAUAAACAUUACAGCUUUAACUAUGUGAAGGAAUGCAGGUCAAGCAGCAUGAAAAACAGACUAAGGCAGAUUUAAUUUCUAAUCCUGUUUUUUUUUUAUUAUAUACAUCAAAUGUGGAAAUGCAGUGCCUUGCAAAAGUAUAAAUCAGAUCUCAACUUGUGUAUUUUAUUGGGAUUCAAAGUCAUAAAUACACACUAAAUAGUGCAUUUGUGAAGCUUUAAAUCUGAAUCUUAAUGGAAGAACGUGCUUGGGUCAGAUAAGAGUAAAAUGAAGUGAUGGCAGCAUCAGCUUGUGGCAACAGGAAAGUUGGAGGGAGACAACAGAAAAAGACUACAAUCAGAACUACAGUGGAAUGGUUUAGAAUGUCCUAGUCAAAGUCUAGAUUUGAAUCGAAGAGCUGAAAAUCACUUAGAUGGGCUCCUCUAACAGCUGUGCUGCAGAAGACAAAUAAUACAAAUAAAAAUGUUACCCCUUCAGUUUAGACAGUAAAAGUGUACAUAUACAUUUUGAUUAAUUCAUUGGGUUUCAAUACUUUUGCAAGGCAUUGUUCAAAAGUAAUUUUCAUUCAAUAAAUGAAUCAUCCUGGUACAGCAUGACCUCGUUUCCUCCUAAUGUAAUUUAUGCCAAGAAAUACCAGUCGAGUGUAAAUCUUUGGGAAUUCAGCCAUUUUGAUUUUCAUAACCAAAACAAACUCGCUUUAAAUCUUUUCCUUGUUGCAAUAGUUUAUUUUCCCUAAAAGGUAAUUACUUUGAUACAGUCCCUGUAAAUGCAUAAAGAAUAAUAAAGACUUCUCCAAUUC